Eriocheir sinensis (Chinese mitten crab) is the source of this 1278-nucleotide messenger RNA. RefSeq lists its product as uncharacterized. NCBI's taxonomy places the organism in Eukaryota, Metazoa, Arthropoda, Malacostraca, Decapoda, Varunidae. The coding region runs from base 351 to 1235 and encodes 294 amino acids. The record is from RefSeq and is a predicted model, not a curated record. The transcript is spliced from 2 exons.
ACCACUACCAUCACCACCACCGCCACCACCACAACACAAACACCUCCAGGCACUACCACCACAACACCCUCCACAACCUAUGCCACCACAGCCCCUCCAGGUGUUCCUCUUACAAGCUCUUCCUCCACCCUGACAACCACAGCCACACCACGUCCACACCUUCGCCGCCACAAGGAAAGGUCACUCUGUCUCUCCCCUCUUCGACAGUGGUGAUAGCGGUGCCGAUAGCGGUGGUGGUGGCGGUGAUCCUGGCCAUUGUGGUGUGUGUGACCUACCGGAGGCGACGGCGUGGACAGGGAGAGGGGCAGCUGCCCCGCGUCGGCGGCGAGGUAGACGUCGACGACAACUACAUGGACAUGGCUCCGCCCAAGGGCCCCACCGUGCUCCCGCGUGUGGCGCCGCGGCUUGGGCAGGCAGCCUCCUGCCGCGUCGGUGGCGAGGUACAGGUCGACGACAACUACAUGGACAUGGCUCCGCCCAAGGGCCCCACCGUGCUCCCGCGUGUGGCGCCGCGGCUUGGGCAGGCCGCCUCCUGGCGCGUCGGCGGCGAGGUAGACGUCGACGACAACUACAUGGACAUGGCUCCACCCAAGGGCCCCACCGUGCUCCCGUGUGUGGCGCCGCGGCUUGGGCAGGCCGCCUCCUGGCGCGUCGGCGGCGAGGUAGACGUCGACGACAACUACAUGGACAUGGCUCCACCCAAGGGCCCCACCGUGCUCCCGCGUGUGGCGCCGCGGCUUGGGCAGGCCGCCUCCUGGCGCGUCGGCGGCGAGGUAGACGUCGACGACAACUACAUGGACAUGGCUCCACCCAAGGGCCCCACCGUGCUCCCGCGAGUGGCGCCGCGGCUUGGGCAGGCCGCCUCCUGGCGCGUCGGCGGCGAGGUAGACGUCGACGACAACUACAUGGACAUGGCUCCACCCAAGGGCCCCACCGUGCUCCCGCGUGUGGCGCCGCGGCUUGGGCAGGCCGCCUCCUGGCGCGUCGGUGGCGAGGUACAGGUCGACGACAACCACAAGAAGCCGCCCACGGGCCCCACCGUGCUCCCGCGCGUGGCGCCGCGGCUUGGGCUGGCCGCCUCCUGGCGCGUCGGUGGAAAGGUAAGAGUCGACGACAACCACAAGAAGCCGCCCACGGGCCCCACCGUGCUCCCGCGCAUGGCGCCGUGGCAACAGGAGCCAGACUACUUGUACUUCGGCGACGACGAGGAGCACAUCUACGACGAGAUCCCCUAGCCUCCAAUCUACAAGGAGACCCCCGAGCCUGCUUGACCCCGCU